Psilocybe cubensis is the source of this 897-nucleotide messenger RNA. RefSeq lists its product as uncharacterized. Gene Ontology annotation, biological process: lipid metabolic process. The transcript is spliced from 11 exons. The record is from RefSeq and is a predicted model, not a curated record. The coding region runs from base 1 to 897 and encodes 298 amino acids. NCBI's taxonomy places the organism in Eukaryota, Fungi, Basidiomycota, Agaricomycetes, Agaricales, Agrocybaceae.
AUGGUCUACACCGCCGGAAUCACACUUGCUCUUCUUUUUGGGUUGGCCAACGCCGCUGCAUUGCCCGUUGAAUUGGAGGCUCGUGCAACAUCGGUCCUUUCCGCUGCCACUAUCGCGUCCUACAAGCCAUAUACGUAUUACGCCAGUGCGGCGUAUUGCAAGCCUGCUUCGACUUUGGCAUGGAAUUGUGGCACCAAUUGCGCUAAGAACCCCACCUUCAAGCCUAUUGCAUCUGGAGGAAACGGAGCAGCAAUUCAGUACUGGUACGUUGGGUACGAUGCAACAUUGAAGACCAUUAUUGUUGCAUACCAGGGAACUGAUGGAUCUAAGAUCAUUCCUAUCGUCACUAAUGCCGACUUUUUCCUUGACGGUCUGGAGAGUUCUUACUUCCCUGGUGUCAGCUCCUCCGUCAAGACACACAACGGAUUUGGAGAGGCUCAUAAAAGAUCAGCAUCCGCUGUUCUGGCUGCCGUUAGGCAGGGAAUGGCUACCUAUGCUACCAACAAAGUCACGGUCGUUGGCCAUUCCUUAGGUGGGGCUUUGGCUAUCAUCGGCAGCGCGCACAUAGCUGUCAACAUUCCCUCUGCCAACGUUAAGACUGUCUCCUACGCUGCGCCCCGGGUCGGAAACGCAGCCUUUGCCGAUUACGUCAAUGCCAAAGCUGAUAUGGUCCGAAUCAACAACAAGAAGGACAUUGUUCCCAUUGUCCCUGGACGCUUCGUAGGUUUCGCCCACACCGAGGGAGAGAUCCACAUUACCAGCUCUGGCACCUGGCUCUCCUGCCCUGGACAAGACAGCACCGAUGCCGGCUGCACUAUUGAUGCUGUGCCCAAUAUCCUUGCUGGUGAUGUCGAUGAUCACAGCGGCCCUUUCGAUGGUGUUAUGAUUGGAUGCUAA